Messenger RNA from Cantharellus anzutake, 1451 nucleotides. RefSeq lists its product as uncharacterized. Bases 137 to 1129 code for a protein of 330 amino acids. NCBI's taxonomy places the organism in Eukaryota, Fungi, Basidiomycota, Agaricomycetes, Cantharellales, Hydnaceae. The record is from RefSeq and is a predicted model, not a curated record. Gene Ontology annotation, biological process: regulation of DNA-templated transcription. The transcript has 4 exons. Gene Ontology annotation, molecular function: zinc ion binding; DNA-binding transcription factor activity, RNA polymerase II-specific.
UUUCCGCGGACGCUCGGAUAAUCACAGAUCACAGCCAGGCAUGGCAUUAUGUGAUGGAUGCAAAGGCAUCUUAUCUAUACGCAGAAAAGGACAUAUAAGCACCUCUACCGCGAGGACAGUUCUCCACUCCCUCUAAAUGGCAGAUGUUCAGACGGUUAGGUCGAACACUACCUUCAGCUGCCUGACCUGCCGCAGGAUCCGAAAGAAACGGUGCCCUGGGAUACCCAGCAACUUCAUUGGACGAGGUUCUUGUAUUGAAUGUGAUAGACUUAGUAUUGAGUGUGUUGGAGCGGAAACCGAGCGUCCCCCUUGGUAUAAGGAUAAAAGAAAAUUGAAGCGUUGCAGAGAUGAGAUAAAAUCUUUCCUUUCAUCUAAGCGACGAAGGCGAUUCGACUGUAACCAAGAAGUCCUAGUCAUUACCCCCUUAUUGGCUACUGACCCGAUAUCACCCAGUGCUAAUUCCAUGGCGCCUUCCGGCGUAAAUGAUCGCUUCGUAUCUUCAGGACUUUCGCAUGGUACCUUUGAUUCGGUCUAUCCACAACCCUCUCCGGACGAGGGUCAUAUCUCCCUCGGGACGGCAUCGCGGACUUAUCCGCUAGAGUCCGCGUAUAGCAACUCGGUCAUCUCUCUGGACUCUCCUGUUGACCUUCUAUCAACUUUUACGGAGGCUGGGCCAGUCCCCGAAGCCCUGGACUCCCCCCCACCUGUCCUCCAUGACGCUCAUUGGUGGAGAUGGGAAUCCUCAUUGGUGCAACCCGGCACUGGUGCCAUUGACGGUCGACUCGAAACGUCCUCUCGCACGGAUGGCGGAACUAUGGGCUUCCUCGAUAUAGGAAAAGCAGUCGUAGAUCACAAUGCUCCUCCCAACCUCGCUCUUUCAUUGUGCGUGUAUCUCCUGGCCACCUGCCUGCCCCAGGUCCGUUCGCUCGUGUUCGUGGUUGAUGAGGUAGAUGCUGCUGCAAUCAACGACAGCAUCGAAGCGUUACGACACGUAUCGAUGGACAGUUCGCGCUUACGCGUGGAAACUAGGAGUCUUCACGCUGUAGAAGCACGCAGUGAUGGGAAUGACCAGUCACCUACUUCCAACCUUUUAACAGGGUUGAACCAUGAUAAUGUGGCUUUGGAUUAGAUGAACAGCCCUCUAGCUUUCAACCCGCGACGCAUAUUGGUCUGCGCAUUGUGCGUCUUCGGGCGUUGAGAUGUCGUAUCGUUUGUUUGUAGCGUCCCCAGCUGCUGCGGUAUUCCAUUGCGAUGUACUUGUUUAGGGAUUGGGUAACGUCACCCACAUUUCGCUUCCGGCGGAUUGUCCUACAAUACGAAGUGCCCCGAGAUUCUGGGUGAUUGGGUUGGCUUUGACGUGAUAUUUGUUUGGAUUCAAGGCGUUCCAAUAGCUUCUGCGUAUUGUUCGGCUAUUCAAGAUCGCUCAAGAUGGCAUUUUGUUUGGUUCUGGC